Molecule: messenger RNA, 2588 nt
Organism: Chlamydomonas reinhardtii
Lineage: Eukaryota; Viridiplantae; Chlorophyta; Chlorophyceae; Chlamydomonadales; Chlamydomonadaceae
Exons: 5
Coding region: 273-1142 (289 amino acids)
Biological process (GO): cytoplasmic microtubule organization; tubulin complex assembly; post-chaperonin tubulin folding pathway
Cellular component (GO): nucleus; microtubule plus-end; cytoplasm
Molecular function (GO): microtubule plus-end binding; alpha-tubulin binding
Source: RefSeq, a predicted model, not a curated record
GAGUGUAUAAAUUUACCUUCUCGGUUCCAUGCUUCGCCUGUUGUGACUUUCAAAGCCAAGCAAAGCUCUUCUCGCAGCUCGCGCACCGCGUCGCUUUAGCUUCUCGUACCCAAAGACGUUAGCUGCAUAGGCUCUGCGAACUAGCGGCUCAAGCUUUGACCGACACUGAGUGACGACCGAUCUCCGCGUCUCCGCGUCUCCCGCGCCCCGUCGCCAGGCCGCGGGCCUUCGCGCCAAGCCAGCAAACACAUCGUUGUACAGCUUACUGAACCAUGUCGGCGCCGUUUCUGAGUAAAGAUGAUGUGGACGCUCUGCGGGCGUAUGUCGCGGGGCCCGACACGGGCUUUGCCAACAAGGCAGACUCCACGGUCCUGCUUCACGUCACGCACAGCAACCUUAAGGCGCGCUUCAUGGAGAUCCGCCUGGACUUGCACUCCACCAUCGAGAGCGUCAAAGUGAAGCUGUCCUUCCACUGCGGCACCAACCCCGGCGCCAUGCUGCUGAGCCUGCUGGACGAGGGCGGGGCGCUGAUGGCCAACAUGUGGGAGGACGGGCGCAAGCUGGGCUUCUACUCGCCACGUGACGGCUGCACGCUGCACGUGACCGACACGGACCCCACCUCCGCCUCCGCGGGCGGCUGGCUGGAGGACACGAGUCUGGUGGAGAAGUACAAGAUCAGCGACGACGCAUACGACAAGCGGGAGAAGACGUACCGCAAGUGGAAGAACGAGCAGCUCGCCAAGGACCCGCAGUGGUGCCUGGAGAAGGAGAUGGCCAAGCGGCGCGGCGAGGAGUGGGUGCCGCCCGUCAAGAUCGACGACCCCGACCACAUGUCAGACCUGGCGGCCGCCAUCAAGCCCGGCAGCCGCUGCUCCGUGGACCCGGGGGACCGGCGGGGGGAGGUCAAGUUCGUGGGGCGGGUGGAGGGGCUGCCGCUAGGGUUUUGGGUGGGCGUGGCGUACGACGAGCCGCUGGGCAAGAACGACGGCAGCCACAAGGGAAAGAAGUACUUCGAGGCGGAGCCCGGGUACGGCGGCUUUGUACGUCCCGACAAAGUCAAGGUGGGGGAUUACCCUGUGAUUGACGAGUUUGCGUCGGACAAUGAGGAGGGCGCCGGCGGCCUGGGCGCCGAUGAGAUCUGAGCGGGAUGGUGGGAAUUCAAAUUUGGGAGCGGGUGUGGGAAGGUAGGCGUGGCCUCGACUCUACAACGUCAUGUUCGCCUGUGCGUGUUGCGUUUUUCAAGCACGUCGUGUUUUGUGUGUGAGCGUGGGGCGCGGUGCUUGGACAUGUGUAUGGUGGGAAUGCUGGGAACUCAGGGCGCGAGCGGGGCAACGGGGUUGACGCAGCGCGUGCGGAGUGUGUGUGGCAAGAGCUAAACGCCGUACCCCCCAACAUUUUAGCGUUGGACUGAUUGUGCGACUAGCCAACAGCUGAACUUUGGGAAGUAACGGGGCUGCCUUAAAAUCGUCUCGUGUCGCUGGGGGCGUGUGCGGACGUGUCCUAGUGCUGUGCCGGCUGGUUGCCUUGUGCAUACUUUCAUCAAGUCCGCGAGGGGUGAGGCGUCGAGAUUACGGUACGUUGAUGUUUGGACACGUGGGUACUGAGCACAAGCGCGAUGGUGUAUAUAGGUGUGGGAUGGAGGCCGAUCGCGCAGGAUUGCGACAGCGGCACAGACAGACAGAAGCGUGGGGACUUUGUGGGGAAAAGCUUGACACCAAGGUCAUGGUCGAUUGAGGCAGGGGAGGGUAACUGCGUGUGGAAAAGGUUCCAUGUUUGGUGCAAAGUUAUGGGCCUUCAAAGUUCAAAACCCCAUCUCUUCUGGCACACAGUCCCGAGUACCAUAUGCACGAGCGCAAUCGCACGCUUAAGGUUGCGAUAUUACAAAGAAGGGACGCUUAAGCGCACGCCCCGCUAGCCCCCAACAGGAUCGGUGGUCGCCCAUGGACGUGUGCGGCAUUGCAUAUGGGUUUCCUGGGCCGGGUCUUCAGCGCUGUUACACUCUGCUUCAAUCUAGAUAGGAAUACAUGUGCGCGGCAUGGCUGCCAGUUUGCGUACACUCCGGUCUCCGGGACUCCGGGAGCAGCAGUAAGCAGCGGUGGAGCUAGCGGCAGUGGCAGUUACCGUAGUUGGUGGCGGCGAGGAGACACGGCUUGGGCGGUGGCAGAACUGCAAGGGGAAGCAGAUCGAGCAAGGCAGUGGCGCACUGCACGUAAGCGCUCUGGAAUGAGACAUGGAAAGUUAAUGCAGGUGGCAGUAAGUAUCGACACAUUGCAGGCUGUGCUGCCCUUAGCAACAGGGGUGUGGGGAUGUCCAGAUCGGCAGUUAGGCGCUACAAGGCGGAACAUCGGCAACACGGAUGCCCGCCAUGUAACUGCGACAUGAGGUUAAGUUCCACCAUAUGUUAGCAUGGGAGGAAAACUGAUUGGCGGAUUGACGCAAGGGGGCAGAGAUAGCGUACCGUAGCGAUGAUGUGGAUGAGGGGACGGCCGCCAGGACAGAGCGUGGGCCGUCGGCCGUGUGCGAUCUUGCCAUGUGCCCCGGCAGCCGUGGCGUUUGUAGCUGUUGUUGCACGAAAUUUUUAUGUGAAC